Messenger RNA from Bursaphelenchus okinawaensis, 1393 nucleotides. NCBI's taxonomy places the organism in Eukaryota, Metazoa, Nematoda, Chromadorea, Rhabditida, Aphelenchoididae. The record is from the annotation of a GenBank genome assembly.
AUGAUUUUCCGUCGCAUUUUGUCAUUUUCUAUUGUAACGCCACUUCUUUUGCAAGUGUUUUCAAACAAUCAUAGUCAUGAACAUCAUUUUGACUAUAGUUUAAUCGACCCCAUCGCGUAUUGUAUUGAUAUUGCUCGACACGAAGCCUUGUACACACUUCAGGAACUCGUUUAUAAUGGAUUUGCGGAUAUUCCACGGUAAGAAUUUUUUAGUUUUUGUUGUAAUGUUAUGUUACACAACAUGUAGGUUAAAGUGUAGGUUUGUAAAGUAAAGUAAGGAUUUGAUGACAAAUCUAUAUUUUGAUUGUUUUUACGAUUUGGGGAGACGGUAGAACAAGAAAUUUGAUAAUAAAAUUUUGAUUUGUUUAUUUUUGCUUUCAUAAACUUAUUUGGCACUAUUUAGAGAUGUCUACCGAAUUGCUGGUUAUAUCGCAGAUUGUACCAAAUUUCCAAGUAAGUUUAAAGCAAGUCAUAUAAAUUCCUAUUGUAGGCAAAAACGGAAUUUCACAACGUUAUUUAUGUUAGGUGCCGACAUAAAGAACCCGCCACUUUUUACAGGAAAUUACAAGAAACGUGUGGCGGGUUCUUUAUGUCGGCACCUUAAUUUAUUGUUCAGCCUAGUACUCGACCAUAUAUUGGGCUAACAAUCUUAGUAUAUGAACAUGUGCUAGGCCGCAAAACUUGGUGUUUAACCCUAUGCUAGCUUAAACACUACAUAGUUUCUCAGAAUAACUUUUCAUUUUGUAGGUGCAUUCAAAAAACAAUACGAUGAAAUACUACUACAAAUGGAAGAAACGUUUGACAGAUUUUAUACAGGAGGCGCAUGCAUGCAGUACCUGAUCGAAGAUGUGAAGGAGAUUUGUUUAAUAAAGAGUAGUCUCAAAAAGUCAGACAUAAAUUCCACCAACAUUCAAAAAUUUUGUGGGUAAGUGUACUGGGCUAGAGGAAGAAUCUGGGCUAGGUCUCUGCGGUAGGGCUCUGGACUAGGGCUAUGAACUAGGCCUAAGGCUAGAAGUGGGGAUGGGGCUAGAACAAGUCAUUUCAAUCCUAACAAUAACGUACUUUUCAGCCCGUUAAUGCACCUAAUCCUGCCGUGCAUCUUCUACCACGUCAAUGAACUUUGUCCGUACAAUGGUGAGAUCAUGAAGUUGGUCACUUAUAUGCCAUUCUACUUUACCGAAGCCGUCACACCAAACACUGUAUUCGAAGAAGCACCAAACUCAACCAACCAGUGUAUGAAUAUUUUUGACAAAAGUUUGGUGCAAACCUUCAACAUGCUGUAUAUGGACGAGGAAACAAGAGAGGAGAAUAAGCAUAGUGAAUCCAAAAUUAUCUACGAUUACUUGUUGAAGGAUUUUAUUAAUUUUGCUAAAGGUGUGAGUAAUGGGCAAUAA